Pseudoliparis swirei is the source of this 967-nucleotide messenger RNA. Its product is annotated as low affinity immunoglobulin gamma Fc region receptor III-A-like. The transcript is spliced from 4 exons. Lineage: Eukaryota; Metazoa; Chordata; Actinopteri; Perciformes; Liparidae. The record is from RefSeq and is a predicted model, not a curated record. The coding region runs from base 17 to 808 and encodes 263 amino acids. Gene Ontology annotation, molecular function: transmembrane signaling receptor activity. Gene Ontology annotation, biological process: cell surface receptor signaling pathway.
UGCGCUCCGCCUGCUCAUGGCCGGCCUCCAGGUCUUCUCUUCCUCCGCCGGCCUCCUGGUCGUCCCCGACCGGUCUCAGUUCUUCCGGUACGACUCCUUCACCCUGAGCUGCGAGGCCCGGCUGAACUCCACCGGCUGGAGGGUGAAGAGGAGGACGGAGGGCGGCGGCGUCCGGCCCUGCACCUCCGGCUGGGGCACCGCCUCCUCGGGCUCCACCUGCGCCAUCGGGGACACGUACCCGUCCGACAGCGGCGAGUACUGGUGCGAGUCCGGCAGCGGAGACCGGAGCGCCGACGUCACCGUCGUCAUCACCGACCGCGCCGUGCUGCUGGAGAGCCCGGCCCUCCCGGUGCCGCGGGGAGCCGCCGUGACCCUGGGCUGCCGGGCCGAGGCCGCCGCCCCCCACCACACCUUCACCUUCCUGAGAGACGGCCUGCCGGUCGGCAGCGGCGCCUCGGGGCAGAUGACCAUCCGCAGAGCCUCCGAAGACCACCAGGGACUCUACGCCUGCCGCAUCCCCGGAGUCGGGGAGUCGCUGGGCAGCCGGCUGACGGUCGACGGUGAGAGGAACCGGGGAACCGGGUGUCUCCACACGACCACCGGGGUAACGGAGCCUCCUCAUCCUCCAUCUUCAGUUCCACCUGCAGCAUCCUGCUCCGCCUCCAGGCUGAUGCUCCACCUGUUGGUGGGAUCGCCGUACCUUCUGUCCACCGUCCUGCUGGCGCUCAUCCGCCGCGACCGGAGCCGAGCUCAGACGCUCGUGGGCCGGAGAGGCAGCGACAGCGUCGUCAUGGAGAUGGCGGUGUAGGCCGGAGGCCCCUGUAGUGGGCUCCUCGUGGGACUCGGCCCCGCUCCCCGCCGUCAUGGAGAUCCUCCAUCAGUUAAUCUUCAUAAACCAUGUGUUCAUCUGUCAUGUCAAUGGAUCUGGGACCUCUAGGAGUCUCAAAGAAACCUCUAGAAGUCUUAA